Molecule: messenger RNA, 3741 nt
Organism: Galleria mellonella (greater wax moth)
Lineage: Eukaryota; Metazoa; Arthropoda; Insecta; Lepidoptera; Pyralidae
Gene: Psi
Product: far upstream element-binding protein 3
Exons: 17
Coding region: 142-2388 (748 amino acids)
Biological process (GO): regulation of DNA-templated transcription
Cellular component (GO): nucleus; cytoplasm
Molecular function (GO): mRNA binding
Source: RefSeq, a predicted model, not a curated record
AAAAAAGUUUAUGUUAGUUUAUGGUCCGCGUCUUUCUCUCGCCCGUUUGCGAGAUAGCCCAAUCGUAUAAUUUUUGGAUCUUUUGAUCCGUUUUUUCAUGGCUAACAUAUUAUACGAUUGAAUGUAUUUAUUAAUUCAAACAUGAGUGAUUAUCCUUCUAUGGCUACGCUUCAAAAUAAUAGCCAGACGGCGGGAUAUGCGAAUGCUCUACAACGUGCGAGAUUGGUUGCUGCAAAACUUGUAGGUGGUAGUAAGAGACCUUUGGAAGAGGGAACUGAACCAAGUCCGAAGAAAUCAGCAACUGUGGAGAGUAAUUAUCAACAACAAUCAAUGAGUGCAACAGCAGCAGCAACAGCGGCGGCUGCGGCGGCGGCGGCAGCGGCUCGCAUUUCCGCGUCGUGCGGCGCUGCCGGGGUGCCGCCGGCGCCGCCCAGCGCCCCUCCCAACUUCAUGCCCGAACAGACUAUCGAUGAGCGCAUUAGAGUGCCCGAUAAAAUGGUUGGACUUAUCAUUGGUCGUGGAGGCGAACAGAUCACACGGCUGCAGGCAGAGUCCGGGUGUAAGAUCCAAAUGGCUCCUGAUUCGGGCGGUCAGCCCGACCGCAUCUGUACAUUGACAGGGUCCCGGGAAGCUAUACAGAGAGCCAAGGAAUUAGUAAAUCAGAUAGUCAAUCACAGAGGGCGAGAGAACGCGCCGCAACAUCCAGACAACGCAAUGGGCAAUAUGGGCGGCGGCGGCGCCGGCAGCGGCAUGCCGCCUCUGCCCAGGGGUGGUGGGCUUGCUAUUACAGAAGAAGUAAUGUUACCAGGCCCUAAAGUGGGUUUGAUUAUAGGCAAGAAUGGUAAAACGAUCAAACAGUUACAAGAACAAUCUGGCGCCAAAAUGGUUGUCAUACAGGACGGACCUAACACUGAAUAUGAGAAGCCUCUACGUAUAUCAGGUGAUCCGUCAAAAGUGGAGCACGCCAAACAGCUGGUGUACGAACUGUUGGCCGAGAAGGACAUGGGAAUCGGCGGCGGACAGCGGUCGCAGUACGAUGACGCAUACUCACCACAAGAUCAGGGCAACGGACUCGCUACCAACUCCACUGAGGUGUCAGUACCCAAGAUUGCUGUAGGGGUGGUGAUAGGUCGCGGUGGUGAUAUGAUCAAGAAGAUCCAAGCAGAGACAGGCUGCAGGGUGCAGUUCCAUCAGGAGAGGGACGAUGGUCCCGGAGAUAAAAGGUGUUACCUGCAAGGCAAACCGCACCAAGUGGAGCAAGCGAAACAAAUGAUUGACGAUCUCAUCUCCAGCGUAAAUGGGGCAAACGAGCAUGCGGCUCGCCUGAUGAGGCGAGAUCAAGAAGUGAGGUCGGGUCCCGGUCGCGGCCGCGGAGGCUCUGGUCAGAGGAACGGCGACCGCGGCGACUACCAGCAGUGGCAGGAGAACCCGGAGAUACGUGUCACGUUCACUGUCUCUAACGUCAAGUGCGGCCUCAUCAUUGGUAGAGGUGGAGAAGUAAUAAAGCAAAUGAAUGCCCAAACUGGCGCACACUGCGAGGUUGACCGGCGAGCAACCGGCGCUGAUCGCAACACGCGCACGUUCUACAUCCGCGGCCACCCCGAUGCCGUCGAGGCCUGCAAGCGGCUCAUCAUGGAGAAAGUUGGCAUGCCUAUCAACUUCAUCCAAGACGGCGGUAACAAUGGCGGCGGUGGCGGUGCCGGUGGCGCCGGCGGCGAGUACUAUGGCGGCGGUGGCGGCGGCAAUGGCGGCGGCCCGCCCGCCUGGGGCUAUAACCCGCAGUGGCAACAAGUCAACCCUUCACAACAACCACAGCAACAAAUACAGAUAAACCCACUGACCGGCCAGCCGGACUACUCACAGCAGUGGAUCGACUACUACCGCUCACUUGGUCUCAUGAGGGAAGCGGAGGCAGUGGAGCAGCAAGCUAAACAACAGCAAGCCGCAGCGGUAGCAGCUAGUGCUGCAGCGAGCGGGGCCCCGACCAGCGCGGCGGGCGGUGGUCCAGGUGCAGGCGCGGCGGCGGGCGCGGGCGCGGGCGCGGCAGCGGGCGCGGGCGCGGGCGCCGCCGACUACAGUGCGCAGUGGGCCGAGUACUACCGCAACAUUGGCAAAAUCAAGGAGGCCGAGGCCAUCGAAGCGCAGAUGAAACUCAAGCAACAACAAGCCCAAGCCGGAGCUGUAGCUCAACCGCCGCAGACGGCGCAGCAGACGGCGGCGAGCCCGCAGCAGCAGCAGCAGCAGGCGGCGGGCGGGCCGCCCGGCAAUGGCGCCGCCAUGAUGGGCGGCCAGUACCAGCAGCAGUACCCCAUGUACUCCGGCGCCAUGUACCCCGGCUACGCGCCCUACCCCUACUCUGCGUCCUCCGGCCCCGACCAGCAGCAGUGAGCAGCGCUGAUCACCGGGUCCACGCAGACAAGAGGAUAUAGCCUGUAAAAUGUUAUGUUAAGCAAAAUUUCACUAAAACCCGACCCGAUCGCCCUUCGAAUACCCACAAUAAAUAAUCGGAAAUAUAGUAGAGCUGACACUGUUUUGAAAUGUUUAAUCUUUUAGGAAAAAACAUUCAGGCCAGUAUAUUAAAUUAUUAAUCUAUGAUAAACCCAAAGUACAGUCUAUUAAUAAAAUUAUGACAAUAGCUAGUAAUUUUUCUUGUAUUGUAUAGGAAUUGUCAAUUCAAUAAGCAUUGUAUUUCACAUGUAUAUUUAAGUUUUAUUUACAUGUUGACGUUUCUCUACCGCGAUAUAAUACGACAUAAUGUAAAAGACAUAAGUAAGAAACAUGGUAACAUAGUAUUGUUAUUAAUUUUAUUAUUAUAAUAAGUCCUCUCUAUAAUUUUUAAAUUAUUGACUCUAUUGUGCGUUCUAUUCGUUGAGCUGCUUUUAUUUUAUGCCGCAUUAUAAUUCUGUCAGCAGUUAGGUUGCCUACAGUGCGCUGGCGGCCGCGAAAGAAACGCCAAUAUGAUUUCGAUUCGCAUUAAACACCAUUACAUAUCAAUUUAUUUCUUGUGGGUUAUAAUGUUUUAUUAGUAAAAUGUAUUGAAACGUGAGAUUAUAAUAAAAUUAACGAAUCGCGGCUGUGUGGUCAAUAUAUAAAUGAUUUUCAACUGUGUAUUAUGCUCGUGUUCACGUGUACUUAUUGAAACUGUCGUUAAUUGUUUUGUGCCAAUUGACAGUCUGUCCAGGUUUGUAAUGUACCACACUGCUUUUAAAUAUGAGUCGGACGAAGGAGCGAUAGAGCGACACGAUGCGUUGCAUUGUGAGAUACUUCGUCGACGCCAGGAGUCGAGGUAACACCACUGUGUGACUAGUUUAUAGAAAUAUCAUUUUUAUUAUGUGUAACAUGAUAAUCUCUACUACUAUUUGUCGUUGGACUUUCUAGUUUUAUCCCCUCGCGGUGGGGUUUUAAAACUAAAAUUUAUAAUACAAUUUCGUAAUAUUAUAAUGUAGGUGUGUAAGUUAGGCGUUAUGAUAAAGUAUGUUCGGUCUUACUAUUCUUCCACGCCCGUUAGGUUGUAACGAAUAUGCUACAUGGUUUAGAAUAUGUAUUUUCUUUUUCUAAGAUUUAGCUUUGAUAAUUACCCCAUAGGGACAGUGUAUAGCAGAAGUGAAAAGGUAAUGUAAUCAAAUCUACAUUCCCCGAAAAUGUUCAGUAAUUAUUAUAUAAAACGCGUAUCCACUGACGCACCACGGAUAUCCCUCAACUUUUGUAUUAUUAUUUAAGAGAUAAAGUGUAUAUUAUUGA